This is a messenger RNA of Penicillium oxalicum, 2382 nucleotides long. Its product is annotated as peptidase family M20/M25/M40 protein. Lineage: Eukaryota; Fungi; Ascomycota; Eurotiomycetes; Eurotiales; Aspergillaceae. The coding region runs from base 1 to 2382 and encodes 793 amino acids. The record is from RefSeq and is a predicted model, not a curated record. The transcript has a single exon.
AUGAAUCACCAUUCGCCCCCCUCGCCAUCUUUUGGCGAGCGCAGAGGUCGCCCGCUGGCGCCAUUGCAGACCAAUUUCAGUCGGCCCACGGCUAGCCACUCGACAUCGGCCACUGCGCGCAAUCAGCGUCCACGGCCUGCCGACUAUAUCAGUUCAAUCGCAUCCGAGGACCCGGUCCCGCUCCAAGGCCUGGUGAAGCGACAAUCGUCCAAGUCCAGCUUGCGCCAUCUCUUCGCUCGAGAGCGCCCGCCCCGCGCGACGGUGGCGGAGUCGAAUGCGAAGCUGGUCGGGAUCGACGAAAAUCAGUUGCCAGCCCACUCAGAUGCUCCGAGUCAGACUGGUCCCAUGGCGGCAACAAUGGCGGAUGGUCCAGUCUCGCCAUCAUUGACCAGUCCUCUUAUGACCAUGCCCACUCCCGCCGUGACCUCUCCCACCACCCCGCGACCUCGCUCCACAUUGAAAUCGAUCAAAACCAAACCGGCCCCGGUCGAGUCAGCCCCGCCUCUGCAGGAGCAGUAUGGAUGGAAACCCCCACCAUUGUUCCAGGCAUACCCGCAGGCAUACAAGCAUGACUGUCUCUCGACGCCAUCCAUGUCUGCGGACGCAAUCCUUCGCCUCCAUGCGACAAUGGGACCCACGAGCGCCGACGCAACACCGGACGACGGGGUUGCUGACCCGGGUCGCAAAAAGAAGGAACAAAAGGAACGUAAGCACCUCCGAACCCUAUCAGGCGCAAUGAACAAGGUCGAAUGGGCCGACAAGAUCUACGUGCUCGUGACGGCGGGGUAUAUUCUCCAAUAUGCGGGCGAGGGAAAGAACGACCGAUUACCGGAAAAGAUGUUGCAGCUGGGGCCUCAGUCCGUGGCCUUUGCGAGCGAUGCGAUACCGGGAAGGCACUGGGUGCUGCAAGUCUCCCAGAGCUCUGCAUCGGGGGGCAGUUCAUCAGCGCCCCGAGGCCCCCGGACAAGCCGUUUUUCUCGCUUUGGGUUCAACCGCUCGAACGCACGACGUCUGGCUCGCAGCUUUCUUCUUGUUUUUGACAACCCCGAUUCCAUGAUUUCGUGGCUCAUGGCGGUCCGCCAAGAGAUCGAAGUCCGCGGGGGGCCACGGCUGACGGAGGAGAAACACUCCGACAACGAUGACGACCAGCUGCCUCGACUUCGUAACAAAUCCAGUACGCGGAGCAUCGUUAAAAGAGAUCCGCAUCGCAUCUCCAGUCUAUUCUUGCAAUCGCAGAGCCUUGCUUCGCCUGAGGAGGAAGAUGGCCGAUCUGUUUGGGGGGCGGCAUGGCAGUCUCGACGAAGCUCGUACGUGUCAACGAAACGCCAGUCUUUGAUCGGCUCGCGACGUGGUUCGGAGUCUACUGGCUGGGCAGAGACCUCUAACAAUGGUUCGGCCACGCAAUCGUCCUCGUGCGCCUCAGCCGCCCCUCCAGGCGCGCUUCCUCGGGAUAUCUCCCACCCGGCCGCUGGCGGUCGUGGCACCGACAUUCAAUCCACCCUCUCACUGAGUUCAUCCACCCCGCAUCCCGGGCCGCUUGCGAACCGUCAAUCAUACUUCUCUGUCCUUCCAGCACAAACAUUCCCCGCCGCGGUCGUCCCUGAGGCGAUAAGCUUCAAUACGACUCCCCCUAUCGUGUCGGAUUCACUGGCACGUUGUGCCUCACCACCUGCGCCCAACUUCAGCGUCCCCUCCUUUAGCAAGAAGUUUGUGUCUCGACCAGGGCCACCUCCUACAAUCGCGCCGCCUGCGCCUACCUCGAGCGUUCUCCGACGAGGUGAACGGGUCGGAGACUUGAAUCAUUCCGGCAUCCCCUCGCCCCCUCAAUCACCCACUUAUAGCGUGAUCAGCUCGAGACCGAGCGAAUCUCCACGUUCCACAAUGACCAAUCAAGAGCCACGCGAUCGACGCACGCUUCGCCCUUCCAACUCCGAGGACACACUUCCACGAGCCGUCCGUUCCCCGCCGGAUUCGGCUCGUCUUUCACGGCUCCCGCAUGGCAACCCAUCGGAAUCCGGCUCCCCUUCAUCUCGGCCUCGAAGCUUGGUCGGCCAGUCUGGACUGGGUAUCCACAUGGCUGGGCCAGUGUCUGCGCUGAUGAAGAUGCCUACCGUAGAGUCCGUGUCACUGUCCUGCCAGCGAGCGUUGGCUACCAAUGCCGAUCAGACCAGCCUGCCCAUGCCGCGGCGCAAAAGUAUGCCAGGACUAUCAGCUGGACCUCCGAUGGUGCCUCCCCCAAAUUGUCCUCUUCCCAAGAUCCCGGCCGCCACGGUUGCUCAUGGGGGCCCCACUGGGCAGUGGUCCCGACCGAACGAGCGGCCCCGUUCAAGAUCUCCUGCCAAGCGGUCCUUCUCGCAAGCUUCGGCCACUGCUCGGCGCUGA